This is a messenger RNA of Suricata suricatta (meerkat), 2506 nucleotides long. It is a transcript of the gene MED17, whose product is annotated as mediator complex subunit 17. The transcript is spliced from 12 exons. NCBI's taxonomy places the organism in Eukaryota, Metazoa, Chordata, Mammalia, Carnivora, Herpestidae. Gene Ontology annotation, cellular component: mediator complex; core mediator complex. The record is from RefSeq and is a predicted model, not a curated record. Gene Ontology annotation, molecular function: transcription coregulator activity. Gene Ontology annotation, biological process: regulation of transcription by RNA polymerase II. Bases 215 to 2170 code for a protein of 651 amino acids.
GCGUUCCGGGAGACUCCGAGCUGGGGCGGGGAACUGCAGUGCAUUCUGGGAAAGUCGCCAGGCCCGCCGCUUUGUUUCCCGCCCCAGAGCAGCUCUUGGUUUCCGGAGGUCCGCAGAAGCUCUGCGGUUCUCGCCUUGGGGGCUCUCCUCGGAGACGCCUUUCCUUCCCACGUCGGGUUUCGGCUCUCGCAGGGGUCCUCCAGACGCCGCCAGCAUGUCUGGGGUGCGAGCUGUGCGGAUCAGCAUCGAGUCGGCCUGCGAGAAGCAGGUCCAGGAGGUGGGCCUGGAUGGCACUGAAACGUACCUGCAGCCUCUGUCCAUGUCGCAGAACCUGGCGCGCCUGGCCCAGCGGAUCGACUUCAGCCAGGGUUCGGGCUCCGAGGAGGAGGAGGCGGCGGGGGCAGAGGGGGACGCGCAGGACUGGGCCGGCGCCGGGUCCAGCGCGGACCAGGACGACGAGGAAGGGUUGGUAAAAUUUCAACCUUCCCUUUGGCCUUGGGACUCUGUGAGGAACAAUUUGAGAAGUGCCUUGACAGAGAUGUGUGUUCUCUAUGAUGUCCUUAGUAUAGUUAGAGAUAAAAAAUUUAUGACUCUCGACCCUGUCUCUCAGGAUGCACUUCCUCCAAAACAGAAUCCUCAGACACUGCAGUUGAUAUCUAAAAAGAAGUCGCUGGCUGGAGCAGCACAGAUCCUACUGAAGGGGGCAGAAAGACUGACCAAAUCAGUUACUGAAAACCAAGAAAAUAAGCUGCAAAGAGACUUCAACUCCGAGCUUUUGAGAUUACGGCAACACUGGAAACUCAGAAAAGUUGGAGAUAAAAUUCUUGGAGAUCUGAGCUACAGAAGCGCAGGAUCUCUCUUUCCCCAUCACGGUACAUUUGAAGUAAUAAAGAAUACAGAUAUUGAUCUGGAUAAGAAGAUACCUGAAGAUUACUGUCCCCUUGAUGUACAAAUUCCUAGUGAUUUAGAAGGGUCUGCAUAUAUCAAGGUUUCAAUUCAAAAACAGGCUCCAGACAUAGGUGAUCUCGGCACAGUCAACCUCUUCAAACGACCUUUGCCCAAAUCCAAACCAGGUUCCCCACAUUGGCAGACGAAAUUAGAAGCAGCACAGAAUGUUCUCUUGUGUAAAGAAAUUUUUGCACAGCUCUCUCGGGAAGCUGUUCAAAUUAAGUCACAAAUCCCUCACAUUGUGGUGAAAAACCAGAUUAUCUCUCAGCCCUUUCCAAGCUUGCAGUUACUGAUUUCUUUGUGCCAUUCCUCAAAUGAUAAGAAAUCCCAAAAAUGCGCUCCUGAGAAGCAAAGCCCGGAGGACCAUCUUUAUGUCUUAGAGCAUAAUUUGCAUCUACUAAUUAGAGAGUUCCAUAAACAGACCUUGAGUUCCGUCAUGAUGCCCCAUCCAGCCAGCGCGCCUUUCGGUCACAAGAGAAUGAGACUUUCGGGUCCUCAAGCCUUUGAUAAAAAUGAGAUUAAUUCAUUACAGUCCAGUGAGGGGCUUCUGGAAAAAAUAAUUAAGCAAGCAAAGCAUAUCUUUCUGAGGAGCAGAGCUGCUGCAACCAUUGACAGCUUAGCAAGUCGCAUCGAGGACCCCCAAAUACAGGCUCACUGGUCAAAUAUUAAUGAUGUUUAUGAAUCUAGUGUGAAGGUUUUAAUCACCUCACAAGGUUAUGAACAGAUAUGCAAGUCCAUUCAGCUGCAGUUGAAUAUCGGAGUUGAGCAGAUCCGAGUUGUCCACAGGGACGGAAGAGUCAUCACACUGUCUCACCAGGAGCAGGAGCUACAGGACUUCCUCCUGUCGCAGAUGUCACAGCAUCAGGUGCAUGCGGUCCAGCAGCUCGCCAAGGUUAUGGGCUGGCAGGUGCUGAGCUUCAGUAAUCACGUGGGCCUCGGACCCAUAGAGAGCAUUGGCAAUGCCUCUGCCAUCACGGUGGCCUCGCCAAGUGGGGACUAUGCUAUCUCAGUUCGCAACGGCCCUGAAAGCGGCAGCAAGAUCAUGGUUCAGUUUCCCCGGAACCAGUGUAAAGACCUUCCGAAAAGUGACGUUUUGCAGGAUAGCAAAUGGAAUCAUCUUCGUGGCCCGUUCAGAGAAGUUCAGUGGAAUAAGAUGGAAGGCCGAAACUUUGUUUAUAAGAUGGAGCUGCUCAUGUCUGCGCUCAGCCCUUGCCUGCUGUGAUCCUUGUUCCCAGCACCGUUUCUGGAUUGUUUUUGGCAGAGAAGUUUCUGGAAAUGGACCUGAGAAGAUGAAGUUUUCCAAAGGAGUAUUGUUUUUAAAAAUAAUUAGCAGAUGUUUACCUAGCAUUUUGAAACCUUUCACUUUAUAAGUGACAAGUGCUUUGAAAUGCAGACACUUAUGUACAGUUAUAGGGUAUAUAGUAUGGGGCUGGGGGAUGCAAAAUGUUUUUUAUGCAGUUAACUUGAAAUGUUACUAAUUUAUGGGUUUGAAUUCACUUUUUAAAAUAUUCCUUUGAUGUUGACAUCAAAUAAAGUGUAUGACUAAAAAUUCCAGAUA